AUGGCAAUGAAGAACAAUGGUUUCAAACAGUGCAACUCAGAUCAUACUCUGUUCUUGAAACAUCGAAAAAGGGAGGAAAUAUCACAGCUACAAAACUAUUUGGCUACUGAGUUUGAGAUGAAGGAUCUAGGUGGACUCAAGAAAUAUGUCUUGGACUUCUUGACAGACACAGGAAUGCUAGAUUGCAAACCUGCGGACACUCCUAUUAUUCAGAAUCAUCAUCUUGGAGAAUAUCCGGAUCAAGUUCCAACUAACAAAGAAAUAUACCAAAGGUUAGUAGGAAGAUUGAUCUAUUUGUCACAUACUCGACCAGACAUUGCUUAUGCAAUGAGCGUUGUCAGUCAAUUUAUGCACUCUCCAAGUGAAGACCACAUGAAUGCAGUUCUUCGGAUACUUAGAUAUUUGAAGUCUGCACCUGGAAAAGGACUUAUGUUCUCAAAGCAUGGUAAUCUAAAUAUUGAUGGUUAUUCAGAUGCAAAUUGGGCAGGUAAUGUAAUAGAUAGAAAAUCCACAUCGGGUUACUUCACAUUCGUGGGAGGUAAUUUGGUGACAUGGAGGAGCAAGAAACAUAAUGUAGUAGCUUUAUCCAGUGCAGAAGCCGAGUUCAGAGCAUGA
Prunus armeniaca (apricot) is the source of this 615-nucleotide messenger RNA. The record is from the annotation of a GenBank genome assembly. Lineage: Eukaryota; Viridiplantae; Streptophyta; Magnoliopsida; Rosales; Rosaceae.